This is a messenger RNA of Ooceraea biroi (clonal raider ant), 435 nucleotides long. RefSeq lists its product as uncharacterized. NCBI's taxonomy places the organism in Eukaryota, Metazoa, Arthropoda, Insecta, Hymenoptera, Formicidae. The record is from RefSeq and is a predicted model, not a curated record.
AUGAAAGCCUCGGUCGUGGAACGUUCUCGUCGUAAAGACGGGUCGCUAAAAACAUGUGGAAAAUGUUUACGCUCAAUGGAAACUAUAGAUGAUCGACGAACUACAGCAGCUCGUCGCAAAGUACAACGCGCGAAAACAUCGGACGAUCGCAAGUACAAGACGGUCUUCGACAAGGGCUACACGCUAAACUGGACGACCGAGGUAUUCAGAAUCAUCAAGGUGCAGACGACUAAUCCCGUGACCUAUCUCAUCGAGGAUUCGCGCGGCGAGCCAAUCGCCGGAGGAUUCUACGAACACGAAUUGCAUCACGUUGCUAAUCCGAACAUAUAUCUCGUGGAAAAGGUGUUACGCAGGAAAGGUGCCGAGGUUUACGUGAAAUGGCUGGGAUUCGAUGAUUCGCACAAUUCAUGGAUACACAAGGAUAAUGUAGUUUAG